Brienomyrus brachyistius is the source of this 3021-nucleotide messenger RNA. RefSeq names its product protein NLRC3-like. Lineage: Eukaryota; Metazoa; Chordata; Actinopteri; Osteoglossiformes; Mormyridae. The coding region runs from base 202 to 2568 and encodes 788 amino acids. The record is from RefSeq and is a predicted model, not a curated record. The transcript is spliced from 7 exons.
GACGUCCACUGUGCCUAUGAGAAGCUCCGUUCCUGAGCUCAGACAUUUCUGCUCCAGCGUCCUUCAGUUUCCCACAAUGCAAAAGGACGCGAAACCGAAAGUAAGCAGGUCUCCUCCGUCACCAUUACACAUGAAAACACGGAAGCUGAGAGAAGGACAGCAAUUUCGUCUGGACCGAAGCCAGACCGACGCUAACCCAAAAUGAGCAUAACAGAGGAGCAGGAGGGGUGGGACACGGCGUCCCAGAGCAUCUCUCUGGACAUUGAGGAGUCAGACUCUGAGAUGUCUGCUGGCUUUGAGGAUGAGGUCCAAGACCCAAACAUGCACCUAGAGGUUGAGGGGGGUGCUGGGGCCUCCCCAAUGAACGUAUCCCAGGAAUUUGAGAUUGGUGCAGCCGAGCAUGUGUUGCGUAUUGCCCACCUCGAAAGUGGCAGGUACUGGCAGGAGGCCUCAUCACCAGCCCCCAGCUACCAGUCAAUGGAGAGUGACCCUGAGGUCAAGGGCCCUGAGGAGCAGGCCACCACAUCUAAGAAGGAGCUGCUUUCAACACAUACAAAACUCCAACUGGAGGAACCAGACUCGCCUGCCUCUAGCUGCUACUCUUUCAACAGUGAUGACUCUGCCGAGCCGGUCAGGAAGCCAAAGCCUCGGUGUCAGAAACCUCAGCAGAUAAGCAUCCCAGUGCCGCCACCCAGACCAGAAGUUUACAGUCUCCUGGCUCCAUCUGAAAUGAGGCACCCCUCAAUUACUUUUGAUUUCAUGUUCAGUACACUAAUGUCGGCGCUGCGGAGACUGGCACAGGAGGAGUUUGCGCUCUUCAAAUGGAAUCUGCGAAAGCAUUACCCAGAAAUCUUUGACAACUCAACUGAAGAAAAAGAUGUUUUGGACCUGGUGGAUGAUAUACUGCAGAAAUGUAACCUGGAUGGAUCUCUGAGAAUUACCCUGAAGACCCUGACAGACAUGAAGCUGAAGAGCACUGCAAAUUACCUGCAGGAGCUGAUCAAGAGACGUGAAGCACAGUAUGAGCUGAAGCUUUCUCUCAAGAGGAAGUAUGAGUACAUAUUCGAGGGAGUAGCAAAGCAGGGCGAGCAGACAGUCUUCAGUGACAUAUUUACAGAUCUCUACAUCACUGAAGGUGGCAAUGGCGGCAUCAACAAGGAGCAUGAGAUCAGGCAGACUGUGCCACCCAAGAGGGUUAAACGAGAGGUGAUUGUCAAUUGCAAUGAGAUACUCAGCCUUGCUGCUGUUGAGAAGCACCACACACGCUCGGUGCUUUCCAGGGGCAUUGGUGGCAUCGGCAAAUCCGUCUGCGUGCAAAAGUUCAUUCUGGACUGGGCAGAGGACCGUAAUCAUCAGCAUAUAUACUUUUUGCUCCCAAUCCCCUUCCGGGAGCUGAACCUGAUGCAGAGUGGCUCCUACAGCCUUAUGCAGCUGAUCCAUAGUUUCUUCCCGGAGUUGAAGGAGCUUGAGACCCUGGACAGUCAGGAAUGCAAGGUUUUGUUCAUCUGCGAUGGACUGGAAGAGUCUCGUCUGCCCCUCAACUUCGCCUUCAAUGAGUGUUGGUGUGACACAACCCAGCCCACUACAUUGGACAAGCUGGUGACCAACCUCAUCAAGGGAAACCUGCUGCCCUCAGCUCAAAUAUGGAUCAUUUCGAGACCUUUCAGGUCCAGCCGCAUUCCCCCAGAGUGCAUUCAUUGCCUGUUGGAAGUGAGAGGUUUUAAUGACGCGCAGAAGGAGGAGUACUUCAGAAGGAGGCUCCGGGACCCUGAGCUGGCCAACAGAGUGAUUGAGCAUGUGAUUUCGAUGAAAACCCUUCAUGUCAUGUGUCAUAAUCCAGUCUUCUGCUGGAUCAUUGCCACAGUCCUUGAGCGUGCAUUCCACAGUGCAGGUGACAAAGAGGUGCCCAGAACUCUGACCCGGUUUCUCACACACUUUACACUCAUUCAGAUGAAGCAGAUGCAGCAGAAGUACCAUGGGAGACCUUCUGAUGACAAGGAGUUUGACAUAGAUUUCCUUCUCAAAUUGGGGAAGCUGGCGUUCUGGAUGCUAGAGAAGGGAGAGGAGACAUUGUCAGAAAGUCACUGGCGGGAGAGUGGUGUUGACUUUGAUGACACAGUGGUUCAUUCUGGCUUGUGCACAGAAAUUUACCAGGAGGAGUUUGUGAUGUAUCAGUCGAAGUUGUACUGCUUUGUGCACCUGACAGUCCAGGAGUAUCUUGCUGCUGUGUAUGUUUUUCUCUCAUUUAAAGUACAGCAGAAAAAUGUGUAUGAAACACAGUUAGGAAAACUGAGUAGGAUGUUCAAAGAACCAUCCCUGCUUGAUGUGCACAGAUAUGCAAUAGAUAAGGCCUUGCAGAGUGAGAAUGGACAUCUGGACAUUUUUCUUCGUUUCCUGCUUGGCCUAUCAGGGGAGUCCAACCAGAACCUUAUGAGAGAACUGUUGGGCCAGGCAGCAAGUAGCUCACAUGGUACAGAAGAUACUGCCCAAUACAUUAAUGACAAGAUGCGGAAACAUCCUGAAAAAUCUAGAAUCCUGUCUCUCUGCCUGAAUGAGCUGAGGUCUUGAUCAUAGGUUCCUCAUAAGAACAUAUGAAAUCUACAAACGAGAUGAGGCCAUUCGGCCCAUCCAGCUCAUUUGGGGAGAACUCAACUAAUGGCUCAGAAUUGUUAAAUUCUAGCUCUGAUUUAAAGGAACAUAAGAAUAUAAGAAAUCACGGACUUGUCCUUCAGUAAUGAGGUGAUGUGCUGUUCUUGAUCUGACCUGCAUCUUCAGAACUUUGUAGUAGCCGCCUGAAGUAUUGGAGUAGUCUGAGAUUUGAUGAUCUCUACACCUUGUCACCCCCAUAUUACUGUAUAAGUACCAUGCAAAGUAUCAAGUUUCUCUCCAGUGUGUCUGUUACAUGCAUGUGAAAAGCCUUUGAAUGCAAGAAUUGAUUUUAAUUUAAUAGGUGGGGAGUAAAUGCACCUCCAUCUUUAAACUUUUGAAAUGAGAUUAUAAAUGAUUUUUAAUUAAGAAAAA